Neopsephotus bourkii (Bourke's parrot) is the source of this 5967-nucleotide messenger RNA. It is a transcript of the gene BRF1, whose product is annotated as BRF1 RNA polymerase III transcription initiation factor subunit. Gene Ontology annotation, biological process: DNA-templated transcription initiation; transcription preinitiation complex assembly; transcription by RNA polymerase III. The transcript has 17 exons. Bases 106 to 2217 code for a protein of 703 amino acids. Gene Ontology annotation, molecular function: TBP-class protein binding; RNA polymerase III general transcription initiation factor activity; RNA polymerase III type 3 promoter sequence-specific DNA binding. Gene Ontology annotation, cellular component: nucleus; transcription factor TFIIIB complex; transcription preinitiation complex. The record is from RefSeq and is a predicted model, not a curated record. Lineage: Eukaryota; Metazoa; Chordata; Aves; Psittaciformes; Psittacidae.
CCGAGGCUGGGAUACCUCGCGUCGUGCCGGCCGGGCGGUGGUAGCGGCGGGGCGGCGGUAGCGGCGCGCCCGGGGCCUGGCCUCGGCCUAGGAGCGCUGGGCAAGAUGCCGGGCGGCCGGGUGUGCGCCGCCUGCGGCUGCUCGGAGAUCGAGGUGGACGCGGCGCGCGGGGAUGCGGUGUGCACGGGCUGCGGCUCGGUGCUGGAGGACAACAUCAUCGUCUCCGAGGUGCAGUUCGUGGAGAACAGCGGCGGCGGCUCCUCCGCCGUGGGACAGUUCGUGUCGCUGGACGGUGCAGGCAAAACACCAACUUUAGGAGGAGGAUUCCAUGCCAAUCUGGGGAAGGAGUCACGAGCACAAACUCUACAGAAUGGGAAACGUCAGAUUCACCACUUGGGAAACCAGCUUCAACUCAAUCAACAUUGUCUGGAUACAGCUUUUAAUUUUUUCAAGAUGGCUGUAAGCAAACACCUAACCCGGGGGAGAAAGAUGACCCAUGUAAUUGCUGCAUGUCUCUACCUGGUGUGUAGGACAGAAGGAACUCCUCGUAUCCUUUCACAUUUAAAAAAUAAAAAUAUAUUUAAUAAAGACAUACUUUCAGCAAGUCGACUCUCCCGGUUAAACCUGGUUUCAGAAUUUGAAAAGGUGAAUGUCUAUGUGCUGGGAAAAACUUUCCUUCUGUUGGCCAGAGAACUCUGCAUAAAUGCUCCAGCUAUAGAUCCAUGUUUAUAUAUUCCUCGUUUUGCACACAUGCUUGAGUUUGGAGAUAAGAACCAUGAGGUGUCCAUGACGGCUCUCAGGCUGUUGCAGAGAAUGAAGCGGGACUGGAUGCACACCGGCCGCCGGCCCUCUGGGCUCUGCGGAGCAGCUCUCCUAGUGGCAGCAAGGAUGCAUGAUUUCCGACGUACUGUUAAAGAGGUCAUCAGGGUGGUCAAGGUUUGUGAGUCUACAUUAAGAAAAAGGUUGACGGAGUUUGAAGAUACACCAACAAGUCAGUUAACCAUAGAUGAGUUUAUGAAGAUUGACUUGGAAGGAGAAUGUGAUCCUCCUUCAUUUACAGCUGGUCAAAAAAAACUGAAGAUACAGCAGCUUGAGAAAGCGCUAUCAAAAAAGCUGGAGGAUUUUGAAGGUGAAAUAUCAAGCUAUCAAGAUGAAAUAGAGAUUGAAUUAGAAAGCAGUAGACCAAAAGCAAAAGGCGUAUUUGCAAAUUACACUAAAGAUGAUUCUAUAGAAGAUAAUACCUCUAGUACUCUUGCAGAGGAGGAGGCAGAAGAUGAGGAACUAGAAGCAGCUGCUAAUCACUUAAACAAGGACUUCUAUAAUGAACUUCAUGAGAAUGAUAGAGUAAGAAAAAAUGAAGAUGAGAAAUGCACAAAUGGAAAUGAAAUUCUUGUAAGACCACCUGCACUGGAAUCCUUGCUUGGCCCACUCCCCACUGCAGCUAGUCUUGGCAUAACAGAGUCUAUAAAAGAGUGCAUAUCCACUAAGGACCGAGAACCUGGUGAGAAUGCAGGAGAUGGUGAAUUAGAUUUGAGCGGGAUCGACGACAGUGAAAUAGAUCGGUAUAUACUUAACGAAACAGAAGCUCAGAUAAAAGCAGAGCUGUGGAUGAAAGAAAAUGCAGAUUAUUUGAAGGAACAAAAAGAAAAGGAAGCAAGAAUAGCAAAAGAAAAAGAACUUGGGAUUUAUAAGGAACACAAGCCAAAGAAAUCUGCAAAGAAGCGGGAGCCAAUUCAAGCCAGCACAGCAGGAGAGGCAAUUGAAAAGAUGUUAGAACAGAAGAAAAUCUCAAGUAAAAUUAAUUAUAAUGUGCUAAGGGACCUGAACAGCAAAGGAAGUAACACACCAAAGAAGGAGGAUGACAGCACUGAUGACAGCACCAACACCAAGAAGCUGUCAAGAAGAAAAUCUAUUGCCAGUAGGAAUAUAGCCAACCCUGUAAACAGUGUGGGAAAAAGAUUAAGACCCUUGAUUUCAACACAGCUUGCUAAAAAGGCUGCCACUGAAGAGGUGACUUUUCCAAGUGCACAAGCAGAAGCCCCUGGCUUAGGAAAAGCAGCAGCUGUGCUAGUGGAGAGUGGCCCAGUAGCUUACAACCCUGAUGAAGAGGUGGAAGAGGAAGAAGUAGAAGAUGAUGAUGAUCACUGCAUGAGCGCCUUGCAGUUAAUGGGAGGAAACGAUUAUGGCUGUGAUGUGGAUGAUGAUGAUGGCUAUUAGUUCCAUUUACUUCCAAAGGACAUGGACUAUGUCUUGUGCCCAGCAAAUCUUCAGUCUCCAAACUGUAUGAGUUUAAUUAGGUUUCUUUAUAUGAAAGAAGCUUUCUAUGGUCAGCAAAUCUAAUCGAACAAUCCUUACUUUUGUAAGUGAAUUUUAGGUUGCCAUUGACUCUGGUCAGUUUACAUUGACCCAUAACCCAGCAACAGUGUUGUACUUGUUGGGUUUGUACUUGAAUUUUUCUUGACGUUGGUGGAUCAUAUUUUGAGAAUGAAGUUAAUGGGAAUAAUGUUUCCAGAGAACAAAAGAAAAGAGACAAAAUAGACUGUGUAUAAAGCAUGUGUGGCUGAAAGCAACACAUCUCUUAUUUAUGUGACUGUGCUUUUAGGCAUGCUGUUGAAGGGAAGUGGAUUGAAGACAGAUAGGACAGGCAAAAUGGAAAAGUGUGCCUGUUGAUUAUUUCAGUACCGUAGCAUUAGUUGUUUCAUAAUGCUGCAACCGAAAGAAGGAAAACAUUUCCAGCGUGUAUUGUGAACAUGACCCUGUUACUGUAUACAAGCUUCCUUACCCAAGUCUAUCAGAAAAUGACAAGUUAUAUGUUUGCAAUGCAGUAUUGGUUUCUUUGAAAUUAAGUAAAUACUUCUUUGUACUAAUCAAUUAAUAGAUUUCUUAAAAGGACAACAAUAGGAGACAAUGUUGGCAGCGAAGAAUCAUUUUCCACUGUCCCAUGUGGUUUAUUUGGAGGGAGAAGACCUGUGUGAGGCAAGAAGUGUAGAGAGCAAGCAGGCAACAAUGCUAUGCUCACAUGCCUUUGCUGGGCAUUCCUAGGACCAGCCAGGUCUUCUUGUGGCUGGUAUUGCUGCAGGAGAGUCACCCUAACCGUCUCUAUGUAGCUAUUCUUGUCCAGCUGAGUUGGAAUGGUGGUCUGCUCCUGGAGCUGCCUGUCUCUAAAGCUGGCUGAAGGAAAGAGAAAGCUGAUCUUUUUAAUGAAUAAGCUAGCAUCUGCUUUGGCCAAAUUUAAUUUAAUGUAUUUAACUUUCUCUGAGUAAAUUAAAGGUUGCCAUGCAGCAAUCUGACUUUCAUGGCUCAAGUCCCACCCUUUAACAGUUGCUGCUCCCUUAGUAAUGCAGUAAUGGAGCAGUAAUGCUCCAGCCCUGUGCUCCCCAAAAUGGCAACAUGCAGGUCUUUCUCUUUCAGAUCCAUCAGGUCUCCCAGUGCAGUUAGACUGGGGAUCAGGGACGGAGCCCCUAUUGCCAGAUUCCACCCUUUUGUCUCUGACUUGCCUUUUCCUGGCACUGCUCAGUUCAAGGCUCUUGGCUCAGUGGGGGAUGCACUGCAGUCUGGAUCACACUCUUGAUGACUGCAGCUGUGGUACCCAAAAUGUUUCCAUCUCUUUCCUUUGUCUAGUGACAGUCAUAAAAACUUUAGCACUGCAGGCUGGUCUUACACCAGGAAAAGAUGGGUAUUUGUCUUACCAAUGUGGUUUCUCUUAAGCUGUCUCUCCUGGUCAAGUCGUCUUUCCUACCCUUUUGAGGAGUGUUCGUCCCUAAAGCACCAUCCAUCCUCAUGCUGCAGAGGGUGAAUCAUGGGAGGAAGAGAAGCUGCCUUAGGAAGCUCUGUAGCUAUUAUCAGCCAGAGUGAUGAUGCUGCUCAUACCUGUGGUCAUCACAAAGAGGGGGGAAGAGCCAAAAGGCCUUCCAUACUUCUCCAUCUCAAUAGCAUGAAUAAGAGGAAUCAUGUAAGUAAAGCAAGAGUGAGUGCUCUUUUUAGGAGUGGGCUUGAUAUUAUUUGGCUGGUAAAUGUAGUUUUUUGGAUAGGUUGUAUCUGCUAGAUAUUUUUGAGCCCUGUAUAGGAGUAUUUCCAGAAUAACUUCUUAAAAGCAGAAUUCAGUAACACAAAAGAUGUCAUGAAGCUAAUGGGAAGAAGAGCUUUUCUGAACCAGAUUCCAGUUGUUUAGCUUGUGGCACUUCAGUGGAAAGAAGAUAUUCCAUAUAACUCUUGGAGGAAAAGCUGGUAUUUUCACCAAAAGCCUAUAGAUUUUUUUCUGAUACUUUAUAAAUACUGCACAAAAAAAUAAUAUUGAGGGGAUAAGCCUUUCUACCUCUCUUUUAUCUACACCACAAAUUAAAAAUCAUGCUAUAAGCAGAUUUUUAAAAGUAGUUUGUUUUAUCAAAGUUCGUGCUCUGCAAGUCUUUGGAAGGGUUGAGUUUGAGCAUUUGGGUUUGGAUUAUUCUGCCAAUAGCAUUACGACAAAUACCCAUAGUCUCAGUAUAUUCUCAAAGCUGGGUUUUAUUCCAAGGUACACAUUAUUCUCUAUGCAGGAAAUAAACAUGCAUAAAUAAACAUGUGUAUGACUCAUGGAGGUCAAGUGCUUUUCUCAAAUGCAAGAUGUUGGCUCUUAAAGAAACCACCAAGAUAAAUUCUUUAUUGCUGAGGGUCUUUCUUCCAGUCUUCCAUGUAGAGUUUCGUUGGUUUGUUCCCCCUAAAGGAUACUAACCCUGCUGCCGGUGUGGUGAUGUUAUGUUUGGGAGCCCAGAGUCCACCCAAAUAGCUACUGCUAGAAGAUUAUAAUUGCAGUAGCACGCUGUGUUUCUGAGAACAUUGUUUCUUGCACUGGAAGUAGAGGAUUGCAGGUUUUGAAUGGUCUCAUCUGAUUUGAUUAGGAGCAGCUAUCAUAUGGUCUGCUAGAAGCCACUUGAAGAGCAGAAAAAAAAAGACCUACAAUUCCAUAGCAUCUCAUUAUUGCUGGCAUGGUUUCUGUACAGGAGUUCUAAAGGAAAAGCCAUGGUAAUCAGACAGGCAGACUUCACUCCGAGUGUUGUAAAGCUUCUUAAGUGAUAGUGGUUAUGUACAUUUUUAAUUUAUUGGUGACUUACCAGGAUUUUUAUAAUGUUCAUUCCUUCUUGAUUUAACUAAGCUCAGGAAAUGUAAACAGAUUAGGACACGCUAGUUUCUGUUUUUAUAGCUAGUCAUUAAAAUGUAGAAAGAUUAACACUGCAUUAACUCUGUUUACUACUGUUGAGGUAUCUGGACAAUUUUGUUGCAUGUAAGUAAGCCUAAAUUCACUUGGAGUAAUUUGGACCCUGCUUUUCUCAGGAUUCUGAUUAUAAUGAAGAGAGCUUAUAAGGCUUCAACAUCUGUUGUUCCUAGAUCUUUGUAUUUGAACUCACACAAGCUAUAUAUCAUUGGGUUUGUUGCAUAAAGCAUGUCCGUUGCUGCAAGCCACUUUGUUUUUGACAGGCAAAGCCCUCCAGCAGGUGCAUUCAGCUUGUCUGCCAUGCAGCCUUUUCACAUUUUUGCAUGGUGGGAGUCAAAAAAAAUGACAAAAAUAAGAAAAAUAAUGGGAUUCUUCAGUGUGGCGAGUGCAUUUUCAGUGUCUUAAUCAUCUAUGACAUUUCCUUAAAAUCACUGUGUUCGGUACAGCAACUUUUAAAUGUUGCCAGACAGCCUUGUCUUGAGGAUUAAACAUGUUUGUUGAAAAAGUUCUUGCCAUCCUGAUGGCUUGUUCGUAUUCUUCGGAUUGCAUUGAAACUCCAGCCACAGAUGUGUAGAAUUUGCCUAAUAAAUGUUCUGUUUCUUAAUUUUAUGUUGCAUUCUUGCAUUUGGUUUGAGUAGUGCCAAGGAAGUUAAACCCGUUUGAUGUAAGCAUAUGUAUAGUCCUUACACAACCACAAUAUGAGCCAUGUUAAGCUUUUUUACACUAAUAUAUUUGCUGUAAGUAAAAAAAUAAACCCUUGCAGAAUCCAUCUUUUA